UGGAGAAGAAAAAAAAAUGCUAGAAGUCAAUAUGGUGGACGUUCAUUAGAUAAGUAUUUGUUGAAAACGUUGAAAAAUAAGAGAUGUGAAAAAAAUUCUUGCUUUUGGAUUUAAAAGUGAUAAUGGGGAAUAAAAGUAUAUUAAUUGUGGAGGUAUAAUUUUAUACCGACAUUUAUUACGGUUAAGAAACGAGAAAAGUGAAAAGAUAAAAAAAAUGAGGCUAGGAGAGACGACGUAGAUAAAUACCUCUUGAAAAAGAAAAAUAAUUUUCUUCCCAAUUGUUUGGAAUUAAAGAAUUUUGAAGAGAAGUAAAAAAUUGUGUCCAAAUAUUUUUCUCUCUCUAAUCAGAUUUGUUAAAUGUUGAAUUUGACAUUUGAUAAAAUCGAUAUCUCAUCAUCGUCGUCGUCGUCGUCAUCAUCGAAUUUAUUUUCCUCGCCCAUAUCAACAUUUCUCGUUAAAGUCAACGUUAUGUCAGGAGAUCAUCAAUCUGUCAUUAAAUAUCCAUCGGAAUAUGUUAAACUUAAUAUUGGUGGGUCAUUGCAUUACACUACAAUUGGCACCCUUAGAAAACAUGAUACAAUGUUACGAGCAAUGUUUAGUGGUCGAAUGGAAGUUCUUACCGAUUCGGAAGGUUGGAUAUUAAUUGAUCGUUGUGGAAAGCAUUUUGGCACAAUUUUGAAUUUUCUGAGGGAUGGUUCAGUGCCUUUACCGGAAAGUGCAAAGGAAAUGGCUGAACUUUUAGCUGAGGCAAAGUAUUAUUGUAUAAGCGAACUGGCUGAGUCUUGUGAACAGGCGCUUCAGAAAAAGGAGCGCGAAACGGAGCCAAUAUGCCGUGUCCCUUUAAUUACCUCACAACGAGAAGAACAAUUGCUUAUUAGUAAUACAACAAAACCAGUUGUUAAAUUACUUGUAAAUAGACACAAUAACAAAUAUUCCUACACAAGUACAUCGGAUGAUAAUUUACUGAAAAAUAUAGAACUAUUUGACAAAAUGAGUCUUCGAUUUAGUGGUCGUGUACUAUUCAUAAAAGAUGUAAUUGGUUCGAGUGAAAUUUGCUGUUGGACGUUUUAUGGACACGGGCGUAAAGUCGCUGAAGUUUGUUGCCAUUCUAUCGUCUAUGCGACUGAUAAGAAACAUACAAAGGUUGAGUUUCCAGAGGCGCGAAUUUACGAGGAAACUUUAAAUAUUUUGCUCUAUGAGCAUCGAAAUGGACCAGAUCAGGAAUUAAUGCAAGCGACAUCGUCGAGGGGUGCUGUUCAAGGUGGUGCACCGCCUUGCACGUCAGACGAAGAAGAGGGCGAGCGCACAGGUCUGGCGCGACUUCGUUCCAAUAAACAAAACACCAACUGACCCAUCCGCACGUUUCUACCCCCAUCGCAAUUAGCAAUUCGUAGUGGUUGGGGCGUUGUUCGCACAUUAAAAACACGAGCCAAUUUAAAAUAGUCGCGCGCAAUUUGCCUCUAUUUCACACGUGAAAUUUAAAGCAAAAAAAAAAGAAAAGUAAUUUUUUGCGAGAAUGGACUGCAAAUUCUGAUUUUUUUUCAAGGAAGAAAGAAAGAAAAGAGCACCAAAGAAAAAAAUUAAUUAAAAAAAUCCCAUCAGAAUUUUUCUAGAUUUACACAGAAACACAAACAAUUUACCAAAGGCGUUGAAUGGAAAUUCAAUUCUUUUUUUAAGACUUUAGAAAAAACAAAAUGGAGAAUUUGAAUUUUAUUCACGUUGCAGUUUUUUUUCAGUACGCGGAUUUCACGUGCCAAACAUUCUUUUAAAUAAAGAAAAAAAAGGAAAACAAAAGUGAUACUUUGCCUUAUGCAAAAAAAAAGAAAUUCUAGGUCUCUUUGUGUCAAUUUUUUUCUUUUUUUUUAAUUCUGUAUUUAAAUGAUCCACAAAAAUUGAACGUUCAAAUGGAGGAAAUGUUUUCGUAUUAAAAAAACAAAUUAUUUAUAUUAAAUAAAACAUAUUCAAUUUAAUAUUUACUGUCGUUACGAUUAAUUUUUUUAGAGAAAAAAAAAAAUUCAAAGAGGAAAUGAAUACAUUUCGUUUAUUUGAACUUUCAGAUUUUUAGGAACAUGAAUUUAAAACGAAAUUAAAAUAUUUUCGUAAUUUUCAAAUUCUCGAAAAAAAGAGAGAAAAGAAACUGGAAAUUUAAUUCAUAUUUAAUUAUAAUUAGAAUACUAUUCUUGAAUAAUAGUAAAUUAUUACCAUAGAAAUAAUAAAUUUUUAUUCUUUUCGAAAUGCGCAGUAUUUUCUUUUCUCUUUUUAUUAUUUGUUCGGCAAAGAAAUAAUUUUUAUAUUUAAAUAUCAGAAAUAGUGGAAAAAACUUAAUAUGUUCGGAAAAUUAAUCAAAAAGUAAAAAAAAGUUCUUUAACGGGAUAAUUAAAAGUUCUCUAAAGGGAAAUUUUUUUCUUUUGCCAACAAAAACGGGAAUUUCGAAUAUAUUUUUCUUUCUAAUUAACUUAUUAAUGGCUGUCGACAAGAGGGACCAUAAAUUUAUUGCUUUUUCGCGAAUUAGAGAAAUUUUUUUUUUUUAAAACAUUUCUCCGUAAAAUGAAAAUAAUUUCGCAUUAAAGCAGAACUGGAAAUUGUACAAUCUUUACGUCUUUGUAUGCGUGAAAAUCUGUCUCUUGUGUUAUUUAUUACAAUUUUUUUUUGUUCAUAUUUUUAUAUAUAUAUGAAAAUGUCUAUACUAAUCUCAAAAGAAAAAAAAUGAAAAAGAAAAGAGAAAAAAAAAGAAAACUCGUACAUUAGAGAUUGACUCGAGUCUCUAUAAAUUAAAUGUCAAAAAGUAACUGUACAACUUUUUAAUUUUAAUAAUUUGUAUAUGAAUAUUGUGUAUGUGACUGAUCCAACAACGCACAUUAAAAGAAAGAAAAUCUUUGUGCUCAAAAGCCGAAAAUUAAAAAAGAAAAAAAAAUAAAGUACAUUUUUUCAUUCUAUACAAUUAAA
Molecule: messenger RNA, 2946 nt
Organism: Leptopilina heterotoma
Lineage: Eukaryota; Metazoa; Arthropoda; Insecta; Hymenoptera; Figitidae
Product: BTB/POZ domain-containing adapter for CUL3-mediated RhoA degradation protein 3
Exons: 4
Coding region: 358-1350 (330 amino acids)
Biological process (GO): protein homooligomerization
Molecular function (GO): protein binding
Source: RefSeq, a predicted model, not a curated record